Molecule: messenger RNA, 2654 nt
Organism: Daucus carota subsp. sativus
Lineage: Eukaryota; Viridiplantae; Streptophyta; Magnoliopsida; Apiales; Apiaceae
Product: NAC domain-containing protein 40
Exons: 5
Coding region: 106-1317 (403 amino acids)
Biological process (GO): regulation of DNA-templated transcription
Molecular function (GO): DNA binding
Source: RefSeq, a predicted model, not a curated record
UCUCACAAAAAAAUCAGAUUACUCAGUUCAAAAGUUGUAAGUUUUAUAAAAGGUUAUUGAUAUUAGAUUCUGUGUUUCUAAGAUGUGUUGAUAGUGAUCACUAAAAUGGAGAUGAGAGUCUCUACUAGAUCAUGUCCGGGUUUCAGAUUUUCGCCCGCAGAAGAAGAACUGGUCUUACACUAUUUGAGAAGAAAAAUAGAAGGAUCCAAAAAGUGUGAUGUUAUUUCAGAGAUUGAUGCAGUUAGACAUGAGCCUUGGGAUCUACCAGAGAAAUCAGCUACCCCGUCAGAUAAUGAGUGGUACUUCUUUUCUCCUCGUGGAAUGAAGUACACAAAAGGCGGCCAAAUUAGAAGAGCAACUCAAUUUGGCUAUUGGAAAGCAACAGGAAAACAACGGGAUGUGAAAUCAGGUGCCCGGGUUGUUGGAUCAAGAAGGACUCUGGUUUUCCACAAAGGUCAUGCUCCAAACGGGAAAAGGACUGAAUGGAUAAUGCAUGAGUAUAGCAUGAGCGGGACUCCUCAGGAAUCUUUUGUUGUGUGCCGUGUUCGCAAUCGUAAAAACAUUGAACUCAAAUGUAAUGACAUUCCUCCAAUAGAGUUGAAUCAGUCACUUAGUGGUGAGAGUAGUAUAUCUACUUCAGUAAGUAAUCUCCUGCACACUGCCAACAAUGUUGACCACAUGGGCAUGUUCCAAGAGCUCACAACAGCUUAUCAAUGUAAUAAUCCACACUCAGUUGACCAUUUUGAUUCUGAAUAUGAUAAGAAAUCAAAAGGUAUGGUCUUGCGGCAUGAAUCUUGCAGCUUGCCAAAGUUUCAGUGCACUGAAGGUGCUACAGAGAAUUCUUUUGCUGAUAUGUUAAAUGACGAUAUCAUGAUGCUCGAUGAUUCUUCAUUUGCCAAUCAUCUCGGAAAUGAUAUGUUGAAUGAAGAGUUUAUGGAUUAUAAGUUUGAGCAACCGAAAGAGAGUUUCCCAUCAGCUACACUGGCUACACCAACUUUGCAGGAAACAUCACCGCCAAUAAUUAUAAUAAGGUCGCGUAAAGGAAAUAAACCCAGAAAUCCACUACCUUUCCAGGGAACAGCACCCCGAAGAAUUAGAAUGAAGUGUCAGUAUAUGGAUGAACCUUCCGUGGAAGCCUCAGGCAUUAGAGAUGAAAUGUAUCAAAAUGUGGCGGAGUCAGCAGAGUUUCCACGUUGCCUCCUAACUACAGUGCUAGACAUAACAGUGAAUCAUCGACAUGUUACGGUUUUUGUAGUUCUCUUUCUCUUGGUUUCUGUUUCUGGCUUGUUCACAAAUUUUGUAAGGCAACUCCACUAACACCCGAUGAAAUAGCUUAAAAGAUACACUUGCUGAAGAUCCAUACAAACCUUCUCUACUAAAUAGAUCUAGUUUGCAACAUUGACGAUAUCUAUAUUCCUGGGAUGUGGAAAAAGAAGAAAUAUGAAGUGAUCAGAAGUAGAAGAAUCAUCUUUGAGGACAACAUACAUUCCGUAUGUGAACAGCCUCGUGUCUUUGGCGUGGGCAGCCUCGUAUCUUUAUCAGACGCUAAAGCAUAAAUCAAGUCACAGUGCCAGUUUUUUUAGUGCUGCAAACAUCUAGUCUGUCUAAAAGAACACAAGAAUAGGAUGCUCUAUUUCUCAUAUAUCAGUUUUAGUGUUACCGUUGAACGUGGAUGCCUGUUUUGGUAAUCGGAGUUUGUGGACAUUGUAUUAGCUCUUUUCUCUCAUGUUUCUGUUGUUGUUUCAGUCCAUGUUUACUAUUCAAAAUGCUUCCAGACUUGCUGCAGCUUUCAAAUUGUUCUGAGAUUUUUCAUGAGCUUAAUGAUUCUGCUCGGACGGUACUGCGUUUGUUAGUUAUAUUUAUGUCGAUGAUGGUAACUCUUAAUUAGUUCAAGAGCAGGCAGCUAGAAUGUCAGUCCACGAGGAGUUGGCUCAAUCUUGUUUCCGACUUCAUGUGUUCUUUUUCACUGUUUUUUUAAGUGUCACUGUUCUUUCUUUGUUUCCUUGUGCUCUAUUUAGUACUUUAACUGCAAGCUUGAGUUUCAACAAUCUGGAUUUUGAGUUUCUUGAUAUAUGUCGUACCGGAAAUGACUAAUGCUGGAUGUCUUCAUCAGCCUCAGUUUCUCUCUUUGAUGUAUUGAUUUUUACUAUGUUAAUAGUAUCUAAAUACUGUUUCAGGCAUAUAGUGACAGAAAUAAAUUCAUUUUUUUAAGUAAAUAUUAUCUUCAAGAGUAAUGUUUUAUGUACAUACUUGUAACUAGUAUGUAAACAGUGAUCACAUCCAGGGUUUUGUACAUGAUGUGAAAUAUUAGUUUGUUUUACAAUGUUUUGUUUGUAUGCUAUUAGUCCUUUAUGUUUUUUCAUAUUUGAAAGUGCAAUUGUAUGAUACUGUUUAUGUUUGAAAGUGCUGAAGCAACACUUUUCUUCCACCAGAUACUAGGAUAUUUUUUGGCCGUCUUAAUCAGAAGGAUAAGGAAGAAUAGAAACAUGUGAAAUAUAGUGUAGAAUUACAAAGUUGGACCCCCUGCCUAAUUCUAGUUCAACAUGUCAUGGCCUUGAUAGCUGUUUACAUCAUAGGAUAAAUUCACACACAUGCACACACAAUCACCACACAUCUGGAGAAUUCUGUUGAUUCACUCAACACACUAUGGCCUU